This is a messenger RNA of Adineta ricciae, 470 nucleotides long. The record is from the annotation of a GenBank genome assembly. NCBI's taxonomy places the organism in Eukaryota, Metazoa, Rotifera, Eurotatoria, Adinetida, Adinetidae.
AUGUCCACCCAACAUAAUACUGCCGACAGUUCGUUUCAACCAAAUGAUGAAUCUGACGACCAAGAAGGUGAACUCGAAGUUACCACCACAACUACCGAUCCACAUCUAGCACCAAAGAUAUUUCUCCACAAAACUGCUCGAGAUCAGUUCUUUGAAGAUCUGCAGCAUGAAAAAGAUAAGAACAGGUGGUCGGCUAAAUGCUUGUUAUGCAAGAAAGUCAAAAGAGUUUUCGACAAAAUAGGAGUUACGUCAAACUUCACACGACAUGCUCGUGAAUAUCACAAAGAGCAAUACGAACAAUGGUCAAGAGGAUCGAAAAAGGUCAAUUGCAUCAAACAAAUUGACAAAAUUACAACACAUUUUCAAAAGCCGAAACAUUCUCCCAUUGGGCAAUCUUACGGUUCGAAUCAUUCUCGACAAGUGGAAUUAUCUGCGGCUAUCGUGAACGAUCUAAUCAUAUCUCUGGGUUU